Oikopleura dioica is the source of this 4833-nucleotide messenger RNA. NCBI's taxonomy places the organism in Eukaryota, Metazoa, Chordata, Appendicularia, Copelata, Oikopleuridae. The record is from the annotation of a GenBank genome assembly.
AUGUCGGGAAUAAAGCCCCCAUCGAAAAUUAGGCCACCGAAAGUCGCCGUCGGUGUGAGAGUAAUAGCGGGCGGCAAGCCUGGAAUUGUUGCGUUCAUUGGAGAGACGGAAUUUGCGUCGGGAGUUUGGGCAGGAGUUGUGCUUGAUGAACCCAUUGGCAAAAAUGAUGGCUCGAUCAAAGGCAAGCGCUACUUCCAAACGAGCGAAAACCGCGGAAUCUUUAUCCGUCCAGAAAAACUCGAAAUGGACAAGUCUCGAACAGCCACGCCAACCACUCCCGCCACCCCUUCUCCAAAGCUCAAGCCGCGGGUCUCCGCCGAAUCUCCAUCAGAAGCAGAAGCGCUGAAAGUCGGCGAUCUUAUUUUAUACAGCGGAAAGUCCGGUACUGUCCGUUUCAUGGGCAGAACCGAAUUCAAAGAAGGCAUUUGGGUUGGAAUCGAGCUCAACGAACCAAGCGGCAAAAAUGACGGAAGCGUGCAAGGAGUGAGCUACUUUAAAUGCCCUCCGAAAUUUGGACUUUUUGCUCCUCCCCACAAAGUAACAAAGCUAAAGGGUGGUCGAGCAAAAGGACCAGGAUCUGUGGCAAACCGAUCUGUAAGAGCUCGAUCUCCUGCAGGGUCAGUAUCCUCCUUCGGCUCCGUCGCUUCAACCAACUCCGUGGCUAUGGCUCGAUCGGAAGCAGCUUACGAAGAGAGAAUGAGGGCCAGAGCUCUACAGUGCAAUUCCAAGGAGUUCAAAGCGAUCAUGGACGAAAAAGAGAAACAAGUUGCGAGCAUGCUUCAGGAGCGGGAAUUGGACAGAGAUGAAAUUGUCAAGAUCUCCGGACAAGUUUUAGAUCUUACAAAUCAGCUGGAAGCCACCCGCGCAGAGCUUGAAUCGACUCGCCAACAGCUUGUUGAAUCCGAAUCGAAGCGAAAAAGCACAUCGAAAACGGAUGAUGACGAUCUGGAAGACUUUGGCGAUGAUGCUGAAGGCGGAAAUGAGAUGCUUCUCGGAGAAAUAGAAGACCUGAAGCAGCAGCUUCAGGAUCUUGAAGAAGAGCGAGAGUUCUCGAAGCACGAAUGGGAGGGAAUCCUAGCGGCAGAGCAGGAGAAGAAUGAGAAACUUCAAAAGCAACUGGCGGAAAAUUCAAACAGUAGUCAGGCUGGUCUUGACGACAUUAAAUCCCUCUGCGAAGAGCUCAAAGCCAAACUUGAAGUGAAAACAAAAGCAGUGGAACAACUCGAAGCCGAGCUUGAUGAAGAAAAAGAGCUUCGACAAACAACAGAGUUGGAGAAAGAAGAGUUCGUCGUGAAAAUCCAAGAGCUUGACAGCAACAUAGAGGAUUUGAAGGGCAAGAUUCAAAGCUCUGCAGAAGGCCAGAGCGAAGAAGUCACGCAAACACUCGCUCAACUCGAUGAAAAGAAAGAACAAGUUGAAGAUCUCGAGUUUCAACUUGAAGAGGCAAAGUUAUCCGUCAAAACUCUUUCGACCCAGAUAACCGAUGCAACACAGCGAUACGAGUCUGAGAAGCUCACUCUGUCCGAGGAGCUCUCAAAGGCGAAAAAUGAACUGGACGAGAGCAAAAAGACUGCGGCCGAUUUGGCAACAAGGCUGGAGAAAAUGGUGGAUGAGUGUGGAGCGCUCCAGUCGGCGAAAGAAGAACUGGGCAAGAAAAGCGAGGAAUCCGCGGGCCAGAUUCAAGGAGAGCUCAAACUUGCGAAGGAAAAAGCGGAAAAUGCGGAGCGACAGCUGGAGCUUGCACAUGAGCAGAUUUCCACGCUGAGGGAAGAGAAUGAAGCUUCCAAAGAUGAGGCCGCUCGAUUGGAGGGAGAAAAGAAUGCGACGGAGAAACAAUUCUCCGAGUUCAAAAAUUCAACCUCCGAGGCAGAGAAAACAUCGAAAACUGCCCUUGAGAACAUCCAAAAAGAGCUCGCCGAGAUCGUCUCUCAAAACGAAGUGCUUGCAUGUGACCUUGCUGCUGAAAAGAAACGCGCAGCGGAAAUUGAAGCUCUAGGAAACUCCAGUGCCAGUUCUCUCGCUGAAGAAAAAGCUGCUCUAACGAAGUCCUUGUCUGAAAGUGAAACGAAGCUGAACGAGUUAAUCAGCUCUUUUGACAUCAUCUCGUCUGAAAAUAAUGAAAAAUCAACAGAAAUACAGUCAUUAUCAGAGAAAAUCGGCAAACUUGAGUCAGAAAGAUCCGAGCUUCAGCAGAAAUUUGAGUCUGUUGAGAAGGAUCUUGAAGAGGCGAAAAAGUCCAUUGUGAAUAGAUCUGCCGAGCUAGAAAAGGUCACAAAUGAUCAUUUGGGCGCUGAAAAACAGCUUGCUGAGCUUCGAGAGUCCUCAGAAUCGGCGCAAAGAGAAAAGGACGAGUCUAUCAAAAAUCUGACAGAAGAGCUUGAAAAACACUCAGGUUCUCUGCAGCAAUUGUCAUCACAAAAUGAAGCUCUUACAGAAGAGCUCAAGAAAAGAGAUGAUGAAAUUUCUGAGCGCGACUCGAAGAUCUCUUCUCUUGAAUGCACCUUGUCCGAGAAAACCUCCGAGAUUCAAACUGCGCUUGACAGAGCCAAGGAGUGGGAAAGCCAACUCAACGAUAUCAAGGAAUCAUCAUCGAAAUCGUCCACCGAACUAGAAGUUCAAGUUCAAAGUCUCUCCGAGGAGCUCCGACAAAGAUCAAACGAUCUGGAGAAGAAGACUAACGAAGUUUCGUCCCUCUCCGAAGAAAUCGAAAAAGAGCGUGUGCUUUUGAAAGAGUCAGAAGGGAACGCGAUCGAAAUGGCGAAAUCUCUCAAUGAAAAGACCCAACAAGCGAUUAUUGCCGAAGAAAGCUGCAAAAAACUCGAAGCUGAGAUAAUUUCACUAAAGGAGCUUUCCGAAAAAUCUUCGGCUGAUGCUUCCGAAGAAAUGAAGACUCUUGUAGAGAAAUUGAAGCAAGCCGAAGACAAAGCCGAAAAUGCCGAAAAAGAGCUCUCUUCUAUGUCUUCAAAGUACCAAACUGCUUCAAAAGAUCUCGAGGAAAAAUCGUCCUUGCUAUCAACAACUGAAGUUGAUAAAGAACAAUUGUCGACUGAGCUUGAAACUGUUCGAAAAGAGCUUGAAGCAUUGAAAACCGAACUAUCCAGCGCUACUGGUUCUUCGGAAGAAAAACAUAAGGAGCUGGAGAAACUGAGAACGGAGUUGAGCGAACAAACAGAGAAAUUUGCCGCCCUUGAAGCCGAUCAUCAGAAAAUGGUCGCUGAGAAAGCAAGCAAUGAGAAACUGUUGGAAGAAAAACAAUCCGAGCUUCUUUCUGAAACUGAAAAACUCACUACUGCGAAUCAAGAGCUCGAUGUUUCUUCGGACAAAAUCGUUUCUCUUGAGAAACAACUGUCAGAGCUCAAAGAAAUGUCUUCAAAAUCAUCUGGUGAGCUUGAAGCAAAAACCGCAGAACUUCUGUCUCAAAUUGCGACUCUGACCUCGGAAAAGCAAGAAGAGGCUUCAAAACGCGCGGAGCUUGAGGAACAGCUGAAAUCGACGCAAGUUGAAAUCAGCGAAGGAUCUGAAAUCAUGGCGGCUUCUGUGAAAGAAAUCGAAAUGUUGAAGGAAAAGACUGAAGCUCUCAAUCGCGAGCUCGCCGAUGCAAAAGCUGAAAAUGUCGAAAAAGACAGUCAGCACAAAGAAGCAUCCGAAACGAUUUAUAAUUUGUCAAAGGAACUCAGUGAUCUUCAGGUAAAGUUCGGCGAAGAAACCAACGAAACGAAUAAGCUCCUAUCGAAGGAGAAAAACAAAGCCUUGGAGGAUCUCAAUUCGAAAAUCGAAGAGAUCAAGUCCAAGGACGACGAAAUCGCUUCAUUGAAACAAUCAAACGAGCAGAUUUCAAAAGAAAACGCCGAAAAAGUCAGCCAAUAUGGAAAAAACAUCUCUGAACUAUCCAGCCAAAUCGAACAGCUGGAAAGAUUCCUCAUUGAAAAGGACAAGGAGAUCGAAACGCUAAGAAGUUCGCAGAGCAGUAAAUCGGCCGAGCUAGACGACAUCCUUGUAGAAAAAAAUAAGUGCAUUACGGAAAUGUCCGAAAAAAUUGACGCCGAAAUUCAUUCAAAAGACCAAGCUAUCAAAGCGCAAGAAAAAACUAUGCAAAAAUACGAAGACCUAAAAGCAACCCUAUCAGACGAAAAGUCCAAGGCCGAGGCUGUCAAAGAGCUCAAUCUCAAGAUGGAGGAGGAAAUUAAGGAGAAAAAUGUCAAGCUUCAAGAGUUUACUGUCCAAAUAUCGUCAUUACAAAAUGAGAUUUUGGAAAAAGAAUCUGAGGUGCUAGAAGUUAACGAGAAACUCGCGAAAAAGCGAAAGCGAGCUGAUUUGGCAGACACUUUGGAGUUAGAGAAUCAGACGCUUCAAAUGCGUAUUUCAGAGCUUGAAAAAAGCCCGAUAUCAAACGGAGUCGUUAGCAUCACAAAUGUCAACGGAUCUGGAGACGAUAAUUCAGCCGUGCAAACUGAAUUCUUGAACUCAAUCAUUGCAGGGCAACAAAAAGACAUCUCUAAGCUUCACGAGCGAAUUCAAGAGCUCGAAGCGAUGUUGGUGGAUGAUCCUGCGCCCUCCCCUCCUCCAGGCAAUCAGCUCAUGCCCAAUCUUCCCAUGGGUAUUGGUGGCAAUCAUAGAGACCUCGAUCCUGAGGCAGGACACGAUUCGACCCUAUUCUUUGACACCACCGUAUCCUCUCUGACAAAGAAACCUACAAGAUCGUACUGCGAUAUUUGUGAGGAAUUUGACAAGCACGAAACAGAGGACUGCCCAACCCAGAACGACGCUGGAGAUAACUACACCGUCAAAAACACAGCCCCUGCUUGGGACGAUGACGAUGAUGAAACUUUCUAG